AUGGAACAGAGACUUGAGGAAAUUCUGACCGAGCUGGCGUGCCGUUCAGCUGAUGUACCGAGAAACAUGCUCCCUGUCCCUUUUAAAUCAAAGAAAGAGAUUCUAAAAUUUGAGAAAAGUUGGGUAGAGAUUGUUGAAGAAGAAGAAGAGAGACAGAAAAACUUAUUAAAGAUGGAAUCAGAAUUGAAAGCAAUGGCGCCACAAAUAAAGCUUAAAGAAAAGAUGCAGGAAGAACUAAUGAGAGAAGCCCCUAAAAAGAUCGUGAAGCUCAGGCAAACAUUUCUUGCCAUAGAAAAAUCGCGGAAAUUUUGGAAGACAAUCCACGAAGAAUUAAAGGUAGUUUUGGUUAAAAGGGAUCAAGAGAAAAUAGAAUUCCAUCAUCAAAAGACUGCCAUGUCGAAGAUGUUAAAAGAGCUUCAGGUAGUGGCAUCAAAGGAAAUUAAGAAAAGAAGUGAAAGAGAGGAAAGAAGAAAUACCAUUCAGAAAGCGAUGCACCAAGAGUUGAUGGAAGUGGCAUCAAGAAAUUUGGAGAUAAGAAAUGAGAGAGAAGAGAGAAGGGAGACAAUCUGGAAAGCUAUUCACAAAGAGCUGAUGGUAGUUUCAGUUAAAAGGGAUCAAGAGAAAAUAGAAUUCAAUCAUCAAAAGAAGAUUAUGUCCGAGGUGUUAAAAGAGCUUCAGGUAGUGGCGUCAGGAGAUUUUGAGAAAAGAAGUGAGAGAGAGGAAAGAAGGAAUACCAUUCAGAGAGAGAUGCAUCAAGAGUUGAUGGCAGUUUUGACAAAGAAAAAUUUGGAGAGAAAACAGAACACGAAACAGAAGGAAAUGAUGGCGCUGAUGUUGAAAGAGCUUAAGGUAGUGGCAUUAAGAGAAUUGAAGAGCAGAAAUGAGAGAGAAGAAAGAAGGGAGACAAUUUGGAAAGCUAUUCACAAAGAGCUGAUAAAAUUCAACAAAGGCACCAACCCAGAAGACGAGGAAGAAGAUUUAUUUGUCCCUAGAAAGCUUUUCAUGUUCAAGGUGGACACAUUUAAAAACAACUCUCCACAGUAUUAUCAACAUUAA
Saccostrea cuccullata (small rock oyster) is the source of this 1056-nucleotide messenger RNA. RefSeq names its product golgin subfamily A member 6-like protein 26. The record is from RefSeq and is a predicted model, not a curated record. Lineage: Eukaryota; Metazoa; Mollusca; Bivalvia; Ostreida; Ostreidae. The coding region runs from base 1 to 1056 and encodes 351 amino acids. The transcript has 13 exons.